GAAGCACGAUGGUUGAAUUCAAAUGGAUUAAAAUGUUUUUAUUUCUGAUACUGGGGCUUCAAUUUACAGCAGUAACUGGACAAACUUCCCUCGACAUCACUGUCAGAGAUGGAGAUGAAGCCACUUUGUCCUGUGAAAAUGUGAUGACUGAUCAGGAUAAAUGUAACAGCACUAACUGGAUCUUUGUUUCAACAAACACAGCAGUAGUAGAGCUGAUUAAACUUGGGCAGAUUGGUGAAAAUGCCAAAGAUAAAUCAGACAGACUGAGUGUUACAGCGGACUGUUCUCUGGUUAUAAAGAAGGUCACAGUUGAGGAUGUUGGUCAGUACACUUGCAGACAGUUUAAAUCAGGACAACGACGAGGUCGAGACUCUGUGGUUGAUCUGUCUGUUGUUAGCAUGACUGAACAUAAGGACAAUGAUGAGGUUAAGUUAAGCUGCUCUGUGUCGACAUAUGAUGGGUGCAGACAUACAGUGAAGUGGCUCUAUAGAGGAAGUGAUUUGGACAUAAAUACCAGAGACGUACAGAUACCACAGUCUACCUGCUCAGCCACUGUGGUGUUGUUGACUUCUCAUCUUAUUUACACAUCAAAUUCUAAGUUUUUGCAGUGUGAAGUCACAGAUAUCGACAGUGGAAAAGUGCAGCUGUAUCACUUCAGUCCUCAGUUGUCAGGUAAGAAACCAGGUGAGGCAACAACAACAGAACCUGCAACAACAGCAACACAAGAAGCUUGUGCAGAUUGUUCUGCUCUGAGCUACAUAAUGUUGGUGAUGCGUGUGGUUGAACUCGUCCUCAUCACUGUUGUUACUGUUCUUCUCUUCAGAGCUCGAGCAGGGAACCAGAGACCACCUGAUGACCACACUGUUUCUUAUUCAGUAAGAAGCAGAACAGCGAGGCGUUCAGGUCCAGCAGACAGUCAGGAGACGAAUGAUGAAGAUGAUGGUGCGAUGAACUAUGAAAACUUUGGAGAAUCUUCUGCUUCUGUCAGACUCCGCUGAUCAACCACUUCCAAACCAUCAGCUCACCAGAGAAACGACUCCCUGACUGUUAUAUCAUUAAUAUCGUCUCAGUUUUACAUGACUACUUGAAUUCUUUACAUAAAAAAAGAAUUAUAAGAUCACUUUGAGAUUUUGGCCCCUUGAAUGUUUUGUUGUUAUUCAUCAAAUUAAGAAAUGUUGAUAUGGAUUAGUUUUAGCUUGAAAACAAUAUUCAAACCUGGAUUUUAUCUGUAGUUAUGUAAGAAGCACAGUGUGAAUUUUAUUAAAUGUCUUUUUCUGCAUUCUUUUUUCCAACUUUUCUCGUGUUUUCACUCAUUUAACUUCCUUAAAUCUGCUUUAAAUGCCAGAAUUUGAAUCUUAAUUUAGACUUUAAGACUUUCUUGGCUGCUUUUUAAGUUGCAGCAGCUGCAACUCAGUUUCAUGUUUAAAUUGUACAGAAGAACUAAUUUUAACUUUCAUUUAUCAUUGUUGUUAACAUGUUUGUCAGGAGUUGAAUGAGUCUUCCUG
Scomber scombrus (Atlantic mackerel) is the source of this 1505-nucleotide messenger RNA. RefSeq lists its product as uncharacterized. Gene Ontology annotation, molecular function: MHC class II protein binding; protein tyrosine kinase binding. The transcript has 8 exons. Gene Ontology annotation, biological process: T cell activation; interleukin-15-mediated signaling pathway; positive regulation of ERK1 and ERK2 cascade. Gene Ontology annotation, cellular component: membrane raft; external side of plasma membrane. The record is from RefSeq and is a predicted model, not a curated record. NCBI's taxonomy places the organism in Eukaryota, Metazoa, Chordata, Actinopteri, Scombriformes, Scombridae. Bases 9 to 998 code for a protein of 329 amino acids.